Protomyces lactucae-debilis is the source of this 981-nucleotide messenger RNA. RefSeq names its product mitochondrial carrier domain-containing protein. Gene Ontology annotation, cellular component: mitochondrial inner membrane. The transcript has 2 exons. The record is from RefSeq and is a predicted model, not a curated record. Gene Ontology annotation, biological process: transmembrane transport. NCBI's taxonomy places the organism in Eukaryota, Fungi, Ascomycota, Taphrinomycetes, Taphrinales, Protomycetaceae. Gene Ontology annotation, molecular function: S-adenosyl-L-methionine transmembrane transporter activity. The coding region runs from base 1 to 981 and encodes 326 amino acids.
AUGGCAGAUGGCUACUUGCAACGCGUGCUAACACGCACCACCUUCCUCGCCCUCGCCUGCCUCCUCUAUGCCCAUGCACAGGAAGGCGACCUCAUCACCCUCGAACCAGAACUCCCUCUCGAUGGCAGCACAGGUGAUCCUUCCAAAUCCACCAACAGCGGCGGUGGGACCAACCUGGUUGCAGCAUUGAUUGCAGGUGCCUUUGCAGGCCUUCUCGUUGAUUUAUCCCUCUUCCCCCUCGACACCAUCAAAACCCGUCUUCAAUCCUCUCAAGGCUUUGCUGCCGCUGGUGGACUCUCGAAUUUAUAUCAUGGAAUUGGAUCGAUUGCGCUAGGCUCAGCACCGUCGUCGGCUUUGUUCUUUGUUGCUUAUGAGUGGAGUAAGUCGCACUUGACGCGUGACGGUGGUGCUGGCUUCUUGGGACACUUACUCGCAACGACCCUUGGCGAAAUUGCAAGUUCACUCGUUCGUGUGCCAGCGGAUGUGGUCAAGUCACGACAACAAGUCGAAGGCGACGGCAGCACUGCGACACACCACGCCGGCAAGGCAAGUUCACAUUUUUUGGGUUCAUUUUCCGCAUUCUACACAGGUUGGCUAUCCACCCUUGUUCGAGAAAUUCCCUUUGGCUGUAUCCAAUUCCCCCUCUUUAGCUUCUUGAAGGCCAUGGCAUCGCCUGUGGGGGAUAGCAAUGAAAUAAGUAUGUUGGCAACGGCACUCUGCGGCAUGGUUGCAGGUGCAGCAGCAGGGUCCUUGACAACGCCACUCGAUGUUGUCAAGACACGCAUCAUGCUUGCUGAAGCAGGCGAAGCAGCCACCAUUAUGGGCGUCUUGAAGGAUGUCCUUCGGCAAGAAGGUCCGCGUGGGUUGUUCAGGGGUGUUGUGCCACGGACAUUGUGGAUUGCUGGUGGUGGUGCCAUCUUCCUGGGUGGAUAUGACUUCUUCUCGCGCUUCUUCUCUUCUCUCGCCGUUUCUGCUGUGUGA